AUGCUCGUCUUGUUUGAGACCGCUGCAGGCUAUGCCAUUUUUAAAGUUCUUGAUGAAUCGAAACUGCAGCAGGUUGACAGUUUGUACAAGGAGUUUGAGACUCCUGAAAAGGCAAAUAAAAUUGUGAAACUUAAGCACUUUGAGAAGUUCCAGGACACAACUGAGGCCUUGGCAGCUGCCACUGCCCUUGUCGAGGGUAAAAUUGGUAAAAGUUUGAAGAAAGUGCUGAAGAGGGUGGUUGCCAAGGAAGCUCAUGAACAGUUAGCCAUCAGUGAUGCUAAAUUAGGUGGCGUCAUCAAAGAAAAGCUGGAUCUGAGUUGCAUCCACAGCCCUGCUGUUGCGGAACUCAUGAGGUGCAUUAGGAGCCAGAUGGAAGGCCUCAUCUCAGGACUUCCACCUAAGGAGAUAAGCGCAAUGUCUCUUGGACUGGCACACAGUCUUUCCCGUUACAAGCUGAAGUUCAGCCCGGACAAGGUGGACACCAUGAUUGUGCAGGCUAUAUCUCUGUUGGAUGACCUGGACAAGGAACUGAAUAAUUACAUCAUGCGCUGUAGAGAGUGGUAUGGUUGGCACUUCCCGGAGCUUGGGAAGGUUAUCACCGACAAUUUAGCCUACUGUAAGACAGUCUGCAAAAUAGGUGAUCGCACAAACGUGGCCAGCAGCGACCUAUCAGAAUUGCUCCCUGAAGAAAUUGAGGCAGAGGUAAAGUUGGCAGCAGAGAUCUCAAUGGGAACCGAAGUGUCGGAGCAGGACAUCAGCAACAUCCGUCACCUGUGUGAACAGGUGAUUGAGAUUACGGAUUACCGCUCUCAGCUUUAUGACUACCUGAAGAAUCGAAUGAUGGCUAUUGCUCCCAAUCUGACAGUGAUGGUGGGCGAGUUAGUUGGUGCUCGUCUCAUCUCACAUGCUGGCUCACUGUUGAAUCUGGCAAAGCACCCAGCCUCCACAGUUCAGAUCCUGGGUGCAGAAAAGGCACUGUUUCGGGCUCUUAAGACCCGCAAGGACACGCCUAAGUACGGUCUGAUCUACCACGCCUCUCUUGUGGGCCAAACAACUGCCAAGAACAAGGGCAAGAUCUCCAGAAUGUUGGCAGCCAAAACCUCCCUUGCCAUACGCUACGAUGCCCUUGGGGAGGACACCAACGCAGAAAUGGGCGCGGAGAACCGAGCCAAACUGGAGGCCAGAUUACGACAGUUGGAGGAGAAAGGAAUUCGAAGAAUCAGUGGAACAGGAAAAGCGAUGGCCAAGGCAGACAAAUACACGCACAAAAGUGAAGUGAAAUUAUAUGACCCCUCCGGUGAUUCUACAAUCCCCUCUACGUCAAAGAAGAGGAAGUUUGAAGAGAUGGAAGAGCAAGAAAAAGAGGCACCUUCAACACCUGUGAUGAAAGCCAAAAAGCCUAAAAAGGAACAAGUAUUGGAAGGUGAGACGUCCACAGUUACGGCUGAGGAGCCCCCCAAGAAAAAGAAGAAAAAGAAGAAGAGCAGUGCCGAAGAGCCACAAGAGGAGGAAGAGAGUGUUGAAGUGGCAGAGCAGGUACAACUUGUUCUGAGCAUCCCAACAGAGAAGAAGAAGAAGAAGAAAAAAAAGAUCAAGGAAGAGGAAGACUGA
Messenger RNA from Nerophis lumbriciformis (worm pipefish), 1611 nucleotides. NCBI's taxonomy places the organism in Eukaryota, Metazoa, Chordata, Actinopteri, Syngnathiformes, Syngnathidae. The record is from RefSeq and is a predicted model, not a curated record.